GCUACUGUCGAUGUCAACAUAUUUUUGUUUUGGAAUUUGAUUAAAGUAGUUUGUAAUUACAUUAUCAUUAUUACUACUGUACACAGCUAUAUUAUUUUUCUGUGGUUUUUCUCAAAGUCUUUAUAGAGUAGUAUUAUCACCAAGGGACAUCAGAAAUCGUUUAGAAAGUAUAAAAUUGAUAUAUCAUGAGCUCCACCUCAGGAAGUGAAACAAAUUCGGAAGGAGGCUUAACAUUCGCUCAAAAACAAGCAGAACGUAUGAAGAAACUAAGAGAACUUCACAGGUUACGCAACGAGGCUAGAACCCUGAACCAUCAGGAAGUCAUUGCAGAAGAUGCUCGAAAUAAAUUACCAGCAAAUUGGGAGAAUAGAAAACGCAGAGCGGAGUGGACCUUGAACGACCAAAAAGAAAGGGAAGAAGCCGCGGCGCGCGGUGACAAUUAUGACAGAACAAAAUUACUGAAUGUAUCCGCAGUUGAAGCUGAGAGGCUGGAAAGAAUGAAGAAAAAGAAAAACCCAGAUCAAGGAUUUUCAAGUUAUGAGGCUGCCGCCCUUCGACAUUAUAACGGGUUGGUCAAAGAGUUGCCACCAAAAGAUAUGGAGCGUUAUGAAGAACAGAAGGAAAAGUAUGGUGAUGCAUUUUAUGCGGGGCCCAACACGAUAGUCCAUGGGUUACACAAAGACCGACCUCAGGCUAUCGACAACUUAGUCAAGAGUGUGGAGAAACAGAUAGAGAAGAAGUCCAAAUUUUCAAGAAGACGAACGCACAAUGACGAUGCUGAUAUUGACUACAUCAACGAAAGGAAUGCCAAGUUCAAUAAAAAGAUGGAACGGUUUUAUGGAGAAUAUACAGCAGAGAUCAAACAAAAUUUGGAAAGGGGUACUGCGGUGUGAGGAUUCGUGAUAUGGUUGCAAAUCGAAGGAAGGGUGUGUUGCUAUCAAGCUGCAGACAUUUUUUUCACUUUGCAGGUAGUGAGCAAUGAGUUAUAGGCAUUCAAUAAAUAUAUAUUGAUCAGUGACUUGUGUAAUCAAUGUGUUACGGUUUAGAGUGAAAUUUGAUAUUAUAAGACAUAUAUCACUUUUUGUUUAUUGUUAAUAAAAAUAAAAUGGUUAACCUGC
This is a messenger RNA of Leptinotarsa decemlineata (Colorado potato beetle), 1118 nucleotides long. RefSeq names its product pre-mRNA-splicing factor Syf2. The record is from RefSeq and is a predicted model, not a curated record. NCBI's taxonomy places the organism in Eukaryota, Metazoa, Arthropoda, Insecta, Coleoptera, Chrysomelidae. Gene Ontology annotation, cellular component: Prp19 complex; post-mRNA release spliceosomal complex; catalytic step 2 spliceosome.